Molecule: messenger RNA, 4098 nt
Organism: Teleopsis dalmanni
Lineage: Eukaryota; Metazoa; Arthropoda; Insecta; Diptera; Diopsidae
Exons: 11
Coding region: 85-3894 (1269 amino acids)
Biological process (GO): cytoplasmic microtubule organization; microtubule nucleation; spindle assembly
Cellular component (GO): centrosome; spindle pole; gamma-tubulin complex
Molecular function (GO): gamma-tubulin binding; microtubule minus-end binding
Source: RefSeq, a predicted model, not a curated record
AGAGCAAAAAGUGAUAGGCAAGUUAUUGAUUAAAAUUGAUUAAAAUUUUCAAGUUUUUGUUUUGUAAGAACUAAUAAGUCAAAUAUGUGUGAAUCGGAAGAAUCCGGAACAGAUAGUGCUAAUGAUGAUAAUGAUGAUAGUGUACAUGAACUACUCAAACAGCUAUGCCGCAGUAUGGCUAAAGCAGAAAAUAUAUUAGAAGAAAGAAAUAUCUGCAAGCUUAAGUCCAAAUGCAUUGAAAUAUUGAAAAACUUUCAAUUUCCAAAUAAGGACAGUAUAGAUAUUAAUUUUGACCACAUUCUCAAACUGGACGCUCGUAUGUUUGCAGCAAAACUGAUCUUCAAAAAAAAUCCGCUGAAAUUGCAAAAUAUCAAAGAUAUAGAAACAACAUUAGAAUCCAUUGAUAAAGUGGAUUAUUUUGUAAAUGGUCCAGGAAAAGAUGUUGUAAAGUUUCUUUUGUUAUUGGAAAAUGAAUAUAAGUAUGCAAAGUCUCAACCAUCAAUGCUAGUACCUGCACCUUUCACUCUGUUUGGAGAUUUUAAGGAUAAUAAACAUUACCCUGAGGCCGCUUUGAAAUGCUCAUAUAAUUUAAAACCACGUUUUUUUAGGGGUGUUGAAAAAAUUACAUCUGCGAAUAAUCCUUACAUGCCGAAGUUAAUAGCAAGUUACAUACAAAAUAAGAUGUCCUUACAGCUCAGUAAUUACAAUGCAGAAGUCUCAGGAGAAAAACCAACGCUUCAAACUUUGGAUAUGACGAAUCGGGAGUAUGGUUUGAAAUUUAAAGACUUUGAUGUAUUGAACAAUUUUAAAGAUAAAGAAAUCAUUGGAAAUGAAGCAGUCAAAGCUUGCAAAUUGCCAAUACUGACGGAAACGAUUUGUAAAUUAGGACCGAUCACAGAAGAUAUAUAUGAUAUUCUUGCACGGAUCUCUGAAAGUUUUAGUGAUGUUGGUGUAAGCAAAGAAAAAUUCGUCAAAGUAUUACUAGAUUUGAAGUGUUUACGAAAUGAGUAUAUUAGAAAUAGCUGUGUUGCUAAUAGUGUUCCUCUUCCGCAAUUUCUAAACAAUGUUAAACUAUUAAUUGUUGGUAAACAGUCGGAUAUAUUUAAGCUCAAUGAUGUACACGUAUUUGAUAUGGUUGCAGAUGUUACAACUGAAAAUUUAUUGCCAGGUACAAUACACAGUUAUAUUGAGCCUUUUUUAGAGAGCGGUACUGCUUACAGACGUUUAGAAGCAAUCUAUCUUGCCAAAAAUGAAUUCCAUGGUUUUCUGUUUAAGGCUUUUAGUGUUGCUUUAGAUGAAUAUUUAAUGGCAUUCCGUCAUCUCGUAUUUUCUGUUGAGGAUCAGUCUUUGUUGAGUUUCCAAAACCGUAUGCGAUAUAUUACAAAAUAUAUAGUACGCUUCACAAACGCUUUGAUAAUGAAACCAAGCAAGUCUCCACCCAUGGGUCAAAAGUUGCUUAGCUUUUUCUGCAAUGAAUUAGGACGUCAUACGGAUGUGAACUUCAAUGCAAUUCUUAUAUUUUUCAUUAGACGCCUAUGCCAUGUUUAUUUCAAUCAAUUAGAAAAAUGGAUAUUUAAAGGCGUUUUAGAUGACACUUUCAAUGAGCUAUUUAUACGUGAUAUAACGCAUUUUAAAUUUCAGACGAAAUACUAUUACAAUAGGGUUUAUUAUGUAAACCCAAACAGUGUACCUGAUUUUUUGCAAAAUUAUGAGAAUCUUAUUUUGCAAUGUGGAAAAUAUUCGAAUUUACUUAGAACAUAUAAACCAACUCAUCCUCUGUUUAGCAUAAAUUAUCCAGCCUUAAAUGUCAGUUUAUCUUAUGCUGAAAUACAAAAUCUACGUAGUAAUUGUCAAAAAUACUAUACAACAUUAUUAGAGGUGUGUGGUGAACCAGUUUCAUUAAAGAAGAAGAUAUGUAAAUGCAAAGAGUUGGUUAAACAACGUUUUGUCGAAGAUAGGGUUCAUCACUUGGAGAAAGAGGCGCUAUCUGAACAAGCCGUAGAAGAAAAACAUGUGGAUUUACUGCCUGUAGUAAAAGAGAACCAAUUAAAUAAAAAUCUCAAGGACAUCAUAACUGCAGUAACAGAUUCUAAUGAAAACUCAGUAACCUGUUCUGCUACUUAUAUACCGAUAACUGAUAUUGAAAGGAAUCAAUUUUCUACAAUUGAAACCCAAGAAUUGAAUGAACUUAAAUUUGCGGCAGACGAUGAUUUAAUAGACUUAUAUUGCAAUCGUAAAUCGUGUUUCAAGUACAAUAAAGCUCCUUUCUCAAAUGAUAACAAAUUUGAUGAAGAGUUCUUGCACAAAAGUCUAAAGAUACAGCCUUAUGAAUUACAUAUAGUGCCAAAAAUGCAGUGUGAAGAUGAAAUGCAAACCCCUACAUCUUCUACAACAGUCGCAAUCUUUAACAAAUCUGCAACGGAAGUAAUAGUUAAAUGUAAGGAAGAAAAAUUGGAUGAAGAAAGUGAGAAUCCAUCCCCGCAGAAAACAUAUUUAGAGUUACUUGAAGAAAAGAUAGCAGCUCAAGAGCUUGGUUCAAAUGUAUAUAAAGAAACCAAUAAAAUUACAGAAGCCACAUUUAAUUCAAGUGGGCUCAUGGUCAAGCCAGAAUGUGGUUUCACAAUGGCAAGCGGUACUUCUAAACAAGAAUUAACUAUAAAUAUCGAUGAUUCAUUCAUGAAUAAUGAGACCGAUAUCAAUGAUUUGCUGACACCUGGCUACAAAGAUUGCUAUCAAUACUGCAACGAACUUUUGAGAAGUAACUUUAGAUGCUACUACAAAGAUUCUUAUCAAUAUCCUAAUGAACGUUUGAGAAGUAACUUAAGACGCACAUCACGUAAGCUUAGGAAAGAAAACACUGCAGAUACUCUAGAUGUAGUAAGGCUUAAAGAUUUUCUACAAAAAUCUGUAACUAUGCCAUUAAAUGCUUAUUACGAAUGCGUCAGUAAUGAAGUUAUGCGUCUAUUCAUCGACGAACUGGAAUUACUUGCGCAUAUCAAGAGUUUGGGACAUUAUUUUCUGUUAAUGGAUGGUGACUUCUGUUUUAAUAUAACUCAUGACUUAUUUACAAAAUUGGAGGACGGCAUUAAGCCAGAGCACUUAUUUAAUCAUAGAACUCUGAAUAAUAUACUUAAUAAAGCAUUGGCUCCAAAAUGGACUGGUUCUUAUGAAAGAGGUAAGAGCUUAUCGUUCAUUGUUAGAAAUAUACCUGAAAAAUUUGACUUAAACUCUCUGGGAGUGUUUUGUGAUUUGACCAUGUCUUAUAAAGUAAACUGGCCUUUAAACUAUAUAAUUAAUCAAGAAAUAUUGGACAAAUAUGAACAUAUAUUCAAAGUGCUGUUGAAAAUAAAGCGUAUAAGUUGGCUUUUUAUGAAUUCGUUUCAAAUACUCAAAGCAUCUAUAAUCAAGCAUGGUAAACCACUUCUGAACUCUCCACAAUUCAGUCAUGUGCAAAAGAUUAUUUUCAAGUUUUCUAAAUUUAUACAAAAGUUGCAAAAGUACAUUAGCCUCACUGUUCUAAAGGGAUCAUCGAAGGUUUUCAAAAAUGACCUAAUAUACUCUAAUUGCAUUGAGGAUAUUCAUCGUGCACACACCGCAUUUGUAAAACGCGUUAUGGAUCAUGCUCUCAUUGAAGGUGGUAGCUUGGAGUUUCAGGAUAGGCUGAAACAAAUUUUUGAAAUACUUUUGAGAUUUUAUUAUAAUUUAAAAGCUUGUCAAUUUAAACUGCUUCCCGAUGAUGAGCACUUCACCCAUUCACGUUAUAAGAAAUUAAUCAUUGAUGAGUUGGAAUUCGAAGAAUCUCUACAAUUAAUAAUCAAUUUGUGUCAAGAAAUUAGUAGUCAAGAAGCGCAUCACCAAAAUAUGGAUAAGUUCAUAAAAGUUUUUACUUUUUAAAAAUAAUUGCACGGAAGAAGUUGCAAUUCAAUCCGGCUAUUAAUAAUAAAUAAGUUUUCAUUUGAUUGUACAUCAUCAUUAGCACAAAAAUUAGCUAAAAUUUGCCAAUAAUUACUGGUAAAACUUAAAGUUCUCAAAAUUAUAGUCAACCAAGUAAUUUACUAAAUUAUUAGUUACUAUAAAUGGUAAUAGUUUAAUGUAUGA